AUGGCUCCUGCCGAUCAUUCAAAGGGUUCUUUGACGGCAACAAAGUCAUUUGCACAGGCUCUGUCCAAUUCGUGCAAUAUCCCAAUCUCAAAUCUAGCCAAACCUUGUCUGAAAGGUGAGCAAAUUUCAAUAAAAAUCACUGAGGUUGAAUAUUUGGCCGGUGUCCUUGACUGUCAAAAUGUCCUUCACGGACGGUUUACUCUCCCGAAGGGUUCAUCACCUAUCCGUAUGCAAGAUUUGAAAGAAAGAAUCCUGAAGUUCUGGAAAACUAAUGAGCAGUGGUCCAUGGUGUCCUUAGGUAAAGGUUAUUUUGAAUUUAUUUUUUCAUCCUUGGAUGAUUUAAGUGUAGUAAGAUCCAUAGGUUUUUGGAAUCUCUCAUCGGGUCUACUUAGAACCUUUGCUUGGUCUGCUGAUUUUAAUCCUUUUACUGUGCAACCAACUAAUGCGCAAAUAUGGAUUCGCAUUCAUGGGCUUGCCCGUGAAUAUUGGAGGCCUUAUAUUCUGUUUGAAAUUGUUGGGGCUGUAGGUACUCCUUUGGCUCUCGAUGAGGCAACUAAGAAGAGAACUUUUGGUCACUUUGCUAGAAUUUUAAUAGACGUUGAUUUGAAUUCAAACUUGCGUGAAAGAAUCCUUAUUGAAAGGAAUGAUUUUGAUUUUUAUGUGGAUGUUGAGUAUGAGAAUAUUCCCCCAUUUUGCAAUGCUUGUCAAAUAAUUGGGCAUUCUUUGAAGAAUUGCAAGUAUCAGAAUCCUCCAAAAGCCACUACGAGUUUAGUGAACAAGAGAAAAAUGGAGACUGUUACUAUGUCUUCUGCUUCAGAACCGUUGGUAAUUGCAUCCAAUCAAGGUGUGGCAGAUGUAGAUCCGCUUAUUGAAGAUCUUACAAGAGACAAAGAGGUUGAGGAGGCUCAUGCUAUUGAUCUUGCUAAGAAACCAAGAGUCGAUCCACUGAGUAUCACUCCGGACUUGCGGAUUGUUGGUUCCUGGAGUGACGCAGUGACAGACUUGGACUACAUUCAAGAUCCCCCAUCUUGGUGCAGUACUUCUUCCAACGUCACUGCCUCUGAUGUUGGUCUAAAUCCCCAUGUAGCUCAUGACUUGGAGAUUUUGAGAAAUUGGAAAGAUUAUGAGGCUAGCGACAUUGGGCAUAGGGUGUAUACUGAUGAGGAAGAGACCGCAACAACUAUUAAUUAUUUGAAGAACCGCUCUGCUGCUGUGGAAGAACCUUUUACUGAUGUGGUGUCUAAGGCUAAGAAAAAGAAAUCGCAGAAGGGAUUUCCGGUUCGUUAUACCCGUUCUAUGAGAACUUUUUUUGUUGCUCUUUUUGCUUGA
Trifolium pratense (red clover) is the source of this 1329-nucleotide messenger RNA. RefSeq lists its product as uncharacterized. The record is from RefSeq and is a predicted model, not a curated record. Bases 1 to 1329 code for a protein of 442 amino acids. The transcript has 3 exons. NCBI's taxonomy places the organism in Eukaryota, Viridiplantae, Streptophyta, Magnoliopsida, Fabales, Fabaceae.